Drosophila simulans is the source of this 2440-nucleotide messenger RNA. RefSeq lists its product as uncharacterized. The record is from RefSeq and is a predicted model, not a curated record. The transcript is spliced from 4 exons. NCBI's taxonomy places the organism in Eukaryota, Metazoa, Arthropoda, Insecta, Diptera, Drosophilidae. Bases 1195 to 2340 code for a protein of 381 amino acids.
UCGUCAUCGUCUGUCGUCCUUCGUCCUUCGUCCUGUCAUCGUCCUGGUAAUCGCAAAUUCAGCGCUAAAUCACAAUCAAAAUGCGCGUAAAGUGGCAUUUCAAGUGAUUCGCCUCCUUUUUUUUAUGAAUUCCAAAUUGCAAAUCAUUUCGUUGAUUAAAUUGAAAAUUGUUGAGGAUGCGACACACUUCGCAGUUCCAUUUUGAAAACACGAAUGCAGUUCUAUGCAAACAACGAUUUUGAAUCGCCAAUGAGGAUAAUUUGGUCUGAUUAAUGGGUAUCAAAUGAAAUUGCUACCGCUUAGUACAUGACAGGCGGCUUAAUAAUUUAGGCUACACAAUUUCUCCAUUAGCCUAUUUUUAGGUUAAUUGCCGCCGUAUCGAUUGACAACUAAACGCGUUUCGGGUUUUCAGUUGCCGUAAGGACAUCGUGUGCAGCUCGCUAUUAAAUUUCGAAUGGCAGAGUGGGAAAAAAUGCAUGCAUGGGAUGAAUGCACAAGGACGAAGGACGAGGGAAGCGGGAGACAGCUGGCAGUUAAGUGAAUUAUGUCUGCAAAUGAUUUUUUCUUGUCACCCAGUAGUUUUCGCAGAAUCCCCUCGCACUUGCACCACAUUUGCACCUUGGCGCGCAUUUUCCUGCUUUCGAGUGCAGCCGUGAGUGUCGAGUGUGCGCCGCUUUGUUCCUCUGCCUUAAAUUUGCAAUUUAAAUGUAAUUUCUCAGGGCAAAUGGGUUACUUUUAUUUGGUUUAUGACAAAUGCACACCCACCACCCAUUCAAAACGCGCAGAUUUAAUGCUUUCAGACAGCUGGGUGGCUGGUUGCGGCAUGGGUUUGAACUCGUGUGAAUACACUCGUUAUUCACGAGUGUGUUGCCAAGCGAAAUGCAAGCUUGAUCACUUCUGCCGUUUCCUAGAAACCAUAUCUUCACAAAGUCACUCUCUUCAGAUGGAAUAACAAUUUCAUUCUUAUUUCGAAACCUGUGAUUAAAACUACGUUUGCAAUGAUGAAUGGCCCUGACUUUCCCCGCUAUUGAAUUUCUGAGUCUCCAGCGAAAUGGAUUUUCCAAAGUGUAGCAUUUGCAUUUUUCUCGGGUAAACAGCAAGCGAAAUGGAAUGGAAUGGCUGUCCCAAAGAAGCUUUAUGCCGAUUAGCACUUGCUGAAUUUUCAUUUGCCCAGAAGUUGCAAGUCGGUUGUGUAUGCUCCACGGCGAUGUCGCCAUCUGCGUGCAGCUGUUUUCCACGGUUUGUUUUUCCAUUUUCGAGUGCUUUAUUGUGCGCUGGGAAAUGCUGGUGGAAAGCAUUAACAAAAUGUCUUUGGCGCCGGCCACUCGAUGCACUUUUGUCAUCCUGGCACUGACCAUCCUGCCGAACCAAUUCCAUUGCCAGGUGGAUAGGAAUGGAAAUGGGAGUGGGCAUGGAAGUCGCGAUUCCCUGCUGGCCGAGUCCCAGAUGAGAAUCUUUACGCUGACCCUACUGGGACUCUUCGUCCUAAUCCUCCUGGGCUUCUUGGGUGAGUUCAUGUGCCUUCCAUCUCCUCGAUCAACUCGCCGAGCGGAGAUUUCCGAUUUCCUUUGGGCAGGAUGUAUCUGCUGCUUCUGCCGGAUCUCGCGGGCUGUGGAAUCGACUUCCGAUGGCCUCGAUGUCUACGCCCCGCGCACCCAGAGCAUCGUGUGGCCCACUCUGCCCCUGCCCCAAGAGGCGGGCCGCGUCCUGGAGAUGACCUUCCUGCACGCCCCCAGGGUGAACUGCCUGUGCCGCAACUGCUGCCUCGCCAGAAACUCGUUCUGCAUCGAAAACUGUGGGGUAAACAUGGCCAGGUGGAUCUUGCUGCUGGCCACCUCGGCUGCCUGCGCUCACCUGGCCAAAGCUGAUGACAACUAUACGGACUUUGACUUCGUAAAUGUAACGCAGCUGCUGCAAAUGUCUGAUUUCGAGAACGAAAACAACACUGACGCAAAUUCCGCGGAACACGACGUGGCCACGCCGACUGAAGGCCCCACUGUUGCUCCAACGGAUGCAAAUACCAGCACCAGUGGCCAACGUGAACCUCCAUUCGAGGACCUGCGGCAGCAUCGGCACUUUGGGCGCUUCAUCUUCAUGGUUCUGCUGCUGCACGUAUCCGUGGUGGGAGUUGGAAUCACCAUCUACAGCUGUGUGCACUGCAAGUUGAGGAGCUUGAGGAGGCGUUCCAGGAUGGAGGCACAGCGACGGCUGCAGCUGACCAACCUGCGCUCGGAGCACAUUCCCAAUUCGCGCGACUGCCCGUGCCACGGAUGCAUAUUGGCCAGGGAAAUGCUGCAGGGAUUGAUCAUGCACCAGUUCCACGAACUGGUCGAGUGCUGACGAGGAAUGCAAGUGCAACUGGCGGACAAGAAUUUGGCAGGUGCAUGUGAAUGAGAGCAUGGAGUAUGGACUACACUCGCCAACAAAGUUGUUACGAAUU